Messenger RNA from Prunus armeniaca (apricot), 1935 nucleotides. The record is from the annotation of a GenBank genome assembly. Lineage: Eukaryota; Viridiplantae; Streptophyta; Magnoliopsida; Rosales; Rosaceae.
AUGGAUUCCUGUGAUUGCAUAGACGCACAAUGGCCCCCUGAUGAGCUUCUGGUGAAAUAUCAGUACAUCUCUGAUGUCUUUAUUGCCCUCGCCUAUUUCUCCAUUCCCUUGGAGCUUAUAUAUUUUGUGCAAAAAUCCUCUUUCUUCCCAUAUAGAUGGGUGCUGAUGCAGUUUGGUGCUUUUAUUGUUCUUUGUGGAGCAACCCAUUUCAUAAAUGUCUGGACAUUCUAUAUGCACUCCAAAACUGUGGCUGUGGUCAUGACUGUUGCAAAGGUUUCCUGUGCUGUUGUAUCAUGUGCUACUGCUUUAAUGCUUGUUCAUAUUAUUCCGGAUUUACUAAGCGUCAAAACUCGGGAGCUGUUUCUCAAAAACAGGGCUGAAGAGCUUGACAGGGAGAUGGGCCGUAUGCUAACUCAGGAAGAAACAGGAAGGCAUGUUAGAAUGCUCACUCAUGAAAUUAGAAGCACAUUGGACAGGCACACUAUACUCAAAACCACUCUUGUUGAGCUGGGUAGGACUUUAGGCCUCCAGGAAUGUGCUUUGUGGAUGCCGUCCAGAACUGGUAUGAACCUACAGCUUUCUCAUACUCUGAACUAUCAAAUACAAGUUGGUUCUACUGUGCCAAUAAACCUUCCUAUAGUCAAUGAAGUCUUCGCUAGUUCUCGAGCAAUUCGUAUACCAUACACCUGCCCACUGGCCAGGAUCAGACCGCUUGUCGGGAGAUAUGUUCCACCUGAGGUUGUUGCUCUGCGGGUACCCCUAUUAAAUCUUUCGAAUUUCCAAAUCAAUGACUGGCCUGAUCUCUCUGCCAAAAGCUACGCAAUCAUGGUUCUGAUUCUACCCACAGAUAGCACCAGAAAGUGGCGAGACCAUGAACUGGAACUGGUUGAUGUUGUUGCAGAUCAGGUAGCUGUUGCUCUUUCACAUGCUGCUAUUCUGGAAGAGUCCAUGCGAGCUCGUGAUCAGCUCAUGGAGCAGAACGUUGCUUUAGAUUUAGCACGGAGAGAAGCAGAGAUGGCAAUCCAUGCUCGCAAUGAUUUCCUUGCUGUCAUGAACCAUGAAAUGAGGACACCAAUGCAUGCAAUUAUUGCACUGUCUUCUCUACUGUUAGAGACAGAACUGAAUUCAGAACAAAGAGUUAUGAUAGAGACAGUACUAAAGAGUAGCAACCUUUUGGAAACACUUAUUAAUGACGUUCUUGAUCUUUCUAGACUUGAAGAUGGCAGCCUAGAGUUAGACAUUAGAAAGUUUAACCUCCAUGGAGUUUUCAGAGAGGUAAUCAAUUUGAUACAGCCCAUCACAUCUGUGAAGAAGUUGUCUAUGAGUUUGAUUCUAUCCCCAGAUCUACCUGUGUGUGCUGUUGGAGAUGAGAAUCGGCUUAUGCAAACUAUUCUAAAUGUUGCUGGUAAUGCUGUGAAGUUUACAAAGGAGGGAUAUAUUUCAAUUGUAGCAUCUGUGGCAAAACCGGAAUCUUCAAGAGACUGGCGACCACCUGAAUUUUAUCCAGCAUCCACUGAUGGCCACUUUUACCUGCGAGUUCAGGUUAAGGAUUCUGGCUGUGGUAUUCUCCCACAAGAUAUUCCUCAUCUUUUCACCAAAUUUUCUCAACCCAGAAGUGGAUCCAAUCGAAUAAAUGAUGGUGCUGGACUUGGACUUGCCAUUUGUAGACGGUUUGUAAACACCAUGGGAGGUCACAUCUGGAUUGAGAGUGAGGGCAUUGACAAGGGGAGCAUUGUUGCAUUCAUUGUCAAGCUUGGGAUAUGCGACAAUCCUUGUGAUACAACAGCAGCACACCAAAUGGCACCUCAACCACUACCACAACCACAACCACAACCAAAUUAUGGCAGUGGAGAUCUCAUUGCGCACAGACCAACUUUCAGCUUUAGGGAUGGUUGUUACACCUCAUCAAAUCCACGCUAUCAAAGAAGUGUUUGA